Molecule: messenger RNA, 1047 nt
Organism: Pieris macdunnoughi
Lineage: Eukaryota; Metazoa; Arthropoda; Insecta; Lepidoptera; Pieridae
Source: the annotation of a GenBank genome assembly
AUGAAGGGGUGCAUAUUCAAUAUUGAUGCAGGCUAUUUAGAAGGCUUAUGCCGAGGUUUUAAAUGUGGUAUUUUGAAACAGGCUGAUUACCUUAAUUUGGUUCAGUGCGAAACCCUGGAAGACUUAAAACUGCAUCUCCAAGGUACCGAUUAUGGAACUUUCUUAGCUAACGAACCGAGCCCUCUCGCCGUAUCUACUAUAGAUGACAAGCUUCGUGAAAAGUUAGUCAUUGAGUUCCAACAUAUCCGUAAUCAUUCUGUAGAGCCAAUGUCAACAUUUUUGGAUUUCAUCACCUACAGUUACAUGAUUGAUAACAUAAUCUUAUUGAUCACGGGUACUCUUCACCAGAGACCUAUCUCUGAACUGAUCCCUAAAUGUCACCCACUUGGUUCGUUCGAACAAAUGGAAGCUAUUCAUGUGGCAGCUACACCUGCUGAGCUGUACAAUGCUGUUUUGGUUGAUACACCACUUGCUCCAUUUUUUGUUGACUGUAUCAGCGAGCAAGAUUUGGAUGAGAUGAAUAUUGAGAUCAUUCGUAAUACUCUCUACAAGGCGUAUUUAGAAGCCUUUUAUGAUUUUUGUAAGCAAAUUGGAGGAACUACAGCUGAUGUCAUGUGUGAAAUAUUGGCUUUUGAAGCUGAUCGCCGCGCUAUCAUUAUUACAAUCAACUCUUUUGGAACUGAACUUUCUAAAGAUGAUCGUGCUAAGUUGUAUCCUCGUUGUGGUAAAUUAAACCCUGAUGGAUUGGCAGCAUUAGCACGUGCUGAUGACUAUGAGCAAGUGAAAGCUGUUGCUGAAUAUUAUGCCGAGUAUUCUGCCCUAUUUGAAGGAGCAGGAAGUAAUGUUGGGGACAAGACUUUGGAAGACAAAUUCUUUGAACAUGAAGUGAGUUUAAAUGUUAUGGCCUUUCUGCAACAAUUCCACUUUGGAGUAUUUUACUCAUACUUGAAGCUGAAGGAACAGGAAUGCCGAAACAUUGUUUGGAUCAGUGAAUGUGUUGCACAAAAACACAGGGCCAAAAUUGACAACUACAUUCCUAUAUUCUAA